Serpula lacrymans var. lacrymans S7.9 is the source of this 300-nucleotide messenger RNA. RefSeq lists its product as uncharacterized. Lineage: Eukaryota; Fungi; Basidiomycota; Agaricomycetes; Boletales; Serpulaceae. The record is from RefSeq and is a predicted model, not a curated record. Bases 1 to 300 code for a protein of 99 amino acids. The transcript is spliced from 2 exons.
AUGUCCUGGACAGACUUUGUCAACAAUAUCACAGAUAUUUUGCUAGAAUACAUUGCCAGAGCAAAAGCAAAGGCAUUAGCAGACAACUUUGUGCACACCAAUGCACAAAAGACUGUUUGUGCCACCAUGUCUAGACCCAACCCAUCUCACCAUACAGCAGCAUCAGCCACCAACACCACCAUGCUCACUAUUGCAGAUGCAACCAUAUUGCCAACAGCAAGUCCAGCUAUGCACGAGACUGACAAACCACUUCCCAAAAUGAAGGCAAGGGAUAAAGUCAUCUAUGGCAAGCUAGCAUAG